AUGUUCUUUUACCGUGGGCUAGCCCUUUUGGUUGGGUUUGUCGUACUUUCGAAUGUCGGUGCGCAGACAACUUUGGACUCCUACCCGGGGUGCUACUCCUCUUGUGGGUUUGUCAUUACCGACUACAAAGCCGGAGAAUUUCAAAUGCAGGCCUUAUGCGACAAAUCUACUUCGGGUGGCGGACUCUUCUUUGACAACAUCGAAGAAUGUGCCAACUGUGUUCGAACGAACAACGGGUUGAGCUCUUAUUUCGACCUAGAAGAUGCAGAAGAAAUUAUAACCGUUCUGCAAAUCUGUCCAACUGCUUUUCCCGACAGCCGCGAUGAAAUGGUUUCUGCUAUCUUGGUUAUUAGCGAGUACGGGCAUCUAGCCAAAACAACAACGACUGAAGCGAAUACAACUACAUUGAGUUCCACUGCUGUACCUGCAACGAGCGUAUCAGCAACAACGACACAACCACCCUCACGGACGGAGACUCCUCCGGUCGAUGAAAGCUCACAUUCAGAAGAUAAAGCAUGGAUUGCCGGUCCUGUCGUUGGGUCCAUCGUUGGUGUUGCUCUUGUUAUUGUUGCCGCCAUUUUUGUGCUGAAGAGACACAAACGAAAUCAAGGUGCCGGGGCUGCAGUGGAUUUGAACAACCAACGUGGCGAUGCCUAUGAAAAGGCUGAGUUACCAGGUGAAGGAAAGGCACGACACGGACUUGCAAUCCAUAAUGCCAUGGAACUCGAUUCAAACAUAUCUGCCCAGGAGUUAGCUUCGAGGGAAAUAUGCGAACUCCCUGGCGACGAAAGACGCUAA
Messenger RNA from Penicillium vulpinum, 798 nucleotides. RefSeq lists its product as uncharacterized. NCBI's taxonomy places the organism in Eukaryota, Fungi, Ascomycota, Eurotiomycetes, Eurotiales, Aspergillaceae. The transcript is spliced from 2 exons. The coding region runs from base 1 to 798 and encodes 265 amino acids. The record is from RefSeq and is a predicted model, not a curated record.